Chara braunii is the source of this 1677-nucleotide messenger RNA. Lineage: Eukaryota; Viridiplantae; Streptophyta; Charophyceae; Charales; Characeae. The record is from the annotation of a GenBank genome assembly.
GCGAUUUCCCAACGAAGCAGCUCGCCAGCGACGACGUCGGAAAUUCGAGCGCUGUGCGUUUUGCGGAAGCAGAGCUCUGUGCGUUUUGGGAAGCAAGCAAGCAAGCACGCACAGCGAAGCGAAGAUGGUGGUCAAGAUCGGCAUCAAUGGGUUCGGCCGCAUUGGAAGGUUGGUCCUGAGGGCUUCCCUCAACCACCCUAACGUGCAGGUGGUGGCUGUGAACGACCCUUUCCUUGAUCCCGAGUACAUCGUCUACCUCUUCAAGUACGACACCGUGCACGGCAAGUACAAGGGCGAGGUCGGUCUGUCCGCCGACAAGAAGCUGGUCGUGGAUGGCAAGGAGAUCGCCAUUUUCGCUCUGAGGGAUCCUUCCGCGAUUCCGUGGGGAGAGGCAGGUGCGGAUUACGUCGUCGAGUCCACGGGUGUGUUCACGGACAAGGACAAGGCGGCUGCCCAUCUGAAAGGCGGAGCGAAGAAGGUGGUCAUCUCUGCUCCCUCUGGCAACGCGCCUAUGUUCGUGAUGGGCGUGAACGAGGAGAAGUACACGMCGGAUCUGGACGUGAUCUCGAACGCGAGYUGCACGACCAACUGCUUGGCGCCUCUUGCCAAGGUCAUCAACGACAACUUCGGCAUCGUGGAGGGACUGAUGACCACCGUGCACGCCGUGACGGCCACGCAGAAGACGGUGGACGGGCCAUCUGGCAAGGAUUGGAGGGGCGGGCGUGGGGCUGGAUUCAACAUCAUUCCCAGCGGAACGGGCGCCGCCAAAGCUGUGGGCAAAGCUGUGAUCAAGAAGGCCUCCGAGACCGAUCUGAAGGGCAUCUUGGGGUACACGGACGAUGACGUGGUGUCGUCGGAUUUCAUCGGGGAUGCUCGGUCGAGCAUCUUCGACGCCAAGGCGGGUAUUGCCCUGAACGGGAACUUCGUGAAGCUGGUGUCCUGGUACGACAACGAGUGGGGUUACUCCAACCGUGUGGUGGAGUUGAUUGAGCAUAUCUCCAAGGCUUAGAUGAUUGUGAGGGUGUAGACGAAUCAGUGUGUGUGUGUUGUGUGCGUAGGUAGGUAGUAGCUAAUUAGUUGAGAGCAGUUAUUGCGAGGGCACUCGAUUGUGUUUUUCUCUCGUGAUUUCUGAUUGGCGGAAUGAGAGUGAGACUAUAUGUUGGCUUGUGCGUUUUCUUGCGUCGAAUUUGGAUAGUUUGUGGCGGGUAGGGAGAAGAGAGAAGGGAGUAGCGAGAGGUAUAGGGUGACUUGCAAUAAGUCGAUGUUUGUUAUUCGAUCUAUUAUCUGUGGGAGUGAAACAGAUCAAACAAACACGACGCUUAAAAGAGCUUUAGAUGCAAUAAGUCGAUGUUUGUUAUUCGAUCUAUUAUCUGUGGGAGUGAAACAGAUCAAACAAACACGACGCUUAAAAGAGCUUUAGAUGCAAUGGUGGGGUGUGUCUGCUUCUCGGAGUUAAUGGACCGAAUACUUCGGCGAUGUAAUUGGAGAUCGGACGAUCUCACGGCGAUUUUAUUUCGACAUAAAUUGAGUGUUUUUUAUUUUAUUUUCAAUUCGUUUAACUAGUUUCGCCUGGAUUCGAACGCAGGUGUGUUUUCUUUGCGUUUAUCUAGUUUCAUCUGGAUAGAUUCGACCUCCGUUGUGUUUUUCAACAGUUGAAAACAAAAGAAAAACGUUUUA